This is a messenger RNA of Paramuricea clavata, 552 nucleotides long. The record is from the annotation of a GenBank genome assembly. NCBI's taxonomy places the organism in Eukaryota, Metazoa, Cnidaria, Anthozoa, Malacalcyonacea, Plexauridae.
AUGGCCCAUUGUUUUCUUGCCACGUGUCAGCCAGGUAAAGAUAUUGUAGCGAAACUAUCUAAGCUUUUGUCAGAGCAACAAAUCCGUUCAAAAAAGGGAUUAUUAUCUAUCAUCGAUGUCAUCAUCAAAUUGGCAAUGCGAGGAGCACCCUUAAGAGGUAACUGGGUUAAGAAAACUGGCGAAGAAAACGGAAACUUUAUUUUCUUUGUGAACUGGAAAUCAGAAUUUGACAAGGACUUGAAAGACCAUUUGGAACAUGUUCCAAAAAAUGCAAAGUUCACUUCGCCCCGCAUCCAAAACGAAAUUAUUUCACUGUGCGAGUCCAUAAUACGAGAGAGAGUAAUUGCCACGGUUCAAACAUAUUGGAGUGUAAUGGCCGAUGAAACAACGGAUGUUUCUGCAAUCGAACAAAUGAGUAUAUGCAUACGGUUUGUGAAUAGCAAUAUGGAAGUUUGUGAAGAGUUCUUGGGCUUUGUAAAAUUGACAAAGAUGGAUGCGCAGUCUGUUUUUGAUGUUUUGAUUCCAACCUUAAAAGGAUGGGGACUACAGUAG